AUGCGGCCACUCUCCUACCUGCCGCUGGCACCGGCGCCGCAGUUGCGAGCAAACCCUGGCCCCGGCCCCGGCCCCGGUCGCGGGCCCAGGCCGCAGCCGUGCGGGUUGCCGUUCCCCGACGCUCUCCGCGCGGCUGCGGCUGCCGCUGCGGCCGCGGCCGCCGUCUCCCUCUCUCUCAUCUCUGGCAACGCCGUGGGCGCGGUUUUCGCGGCGUCAGCGGCGCAGCCCACGGAGGUGUGCCGGAACGGGGGCGCGGCGAUGGUAGAGGAGGUGAGGGCCGAGGCGGUGACUAACGAGCAGCUCGUGGAGGAGGCGUGGGAGGUGGUCAACGAGAGCUUCCUCCCCGACGCCGCAAGCCGCCCGUGGUCGCCAGAGAUGUGGAUGCAAAGGAAGCAGGAUGUUCUCCAAGGCACAAUUAAAUCCCGUGCUAGAGCCCAUGAUAUCAUUCAGAAGAUGCUAGCGAGCCUUGGUGACCCUUAUACUCGGUUUCUAUCUCCCUCAGAAUUCUCAAAGAUGUCAAAAUAUGACAUGACGGGAAUUGGAUUAAACCUGCGGGAGAUUCCUGAUGACAAUGGUUCUUUUAAGUUGAUGGUAUUAGGGCUGCUGUUAGACGGGCCUGCUUACUCUGCCGGUGUUAGACAGGGUGAUGAGCUUUUAUCAGUCAACGGCGUUGAUGUAAGGGGUAAAUUUGCAUUUGAUGCUUCAUCCAUGCUGCAAGGUCCAAAGGAGACGUUUGUUACGAUUAAGGUUAAGCACGGUGACUGUGGUCCUGUUGAGUCAAUGAAGGUGCAGAGACAACUGGUUGCUCGAACUCCAGUUUUCUAUCGUUUGGAGAAAAGAGAAAAUGAUGAUUCAUCUGUUGGGUAUAUUCACAUUACAGAGUUCAAUGCAGUGGCCAAAAAGAUUUGGUUAGUGGCUGGAAUCGAGAUAGCAAAGCUCUUUCUGAAUAAAGGAGACACGGUCAUUUAUACUGCUGGCCGGGAUCAUCUAGUCCAAAACACAAUUGUUGCUGAAAGUGGACCUAUGAAUGAUACUCCCCUUAUGUUGCUGGUGAAUAAUAGGACAGCAAGCGCCAGUGAAAUAGUUGCUUCAGCACUUCAUGACAAUUGCAAAGCUGUUCUUGUUGGCGAAAGGACUUUUGGCAAGGGCUUAAUCCAAUCUGUGUUUGAACUUCAUGAUGGUUCUGGUAUUGUCGUCACAGUUGGCAAGUACGUGACACCAAACCACAAGGAUAUCAAUGGGAAUGGAAUAGAACCGGAUUACAACCGUCUUCCUGAUUUCAAUGAAGCAUUAUAUUCUGAAGGUUCUCUCACGAUAGAAUUUGAUGGGAAGAUGAAUGCUGUAGAGGAGCAGCAGCCGCCUCAGGUCAGCAGCAUGUCCAAGACGCUAGAUGGUGUUACCAAGCCCGGUCUGGGGAAAGAGCCCAUUCUAGGGAGCGAGCUCUGGACGGAUGGGCUCAUCUGUGCUUUCGAGCUGGUCAAGAGUCAUAGGAAGCCUGUUCAGCACAAAUCAUGGCCAGCAAUUGAGCAGAUGCAGGAGAAAGGCCCCACAAUGUACACAAGGAAGCACUCAAGAAGGAAUGGGCACCAGAUCACUGCGCCGAAAGCGGAUGAGAGCAUUGUGUUGGAAAACCCCCAUCAGACUGAUUUCAGUAAUGAUCCUUCAGUACUCAAAGAUAGGUCACUGUAUGCUGGGGAGAUUUUGGAUCAUAAAUGGGUGCCCAUCGGAUGGAGUAGGAUCGCUGAGCUGGUCCUCAGGGUUCAAUCAGACUCCAGCUGGGAGAAUGAGUUGAUGGAGAUGAGUGAUAGUGAGGAUGACUACACUGUGGCUGAUCUGGCAGCUCCAUACUGGCAGCAUCCUGUGGGCCCUACUUGGUGGUGUCAUGUAACCGCAGGCCAUCCUUCAAUCGAUGCAUGGUUGAAUAGCGCUCACUGGAUGCAUCCUGCCAUCAGAACUGCACUGAGAGAUGAGAGCAAACUGAUAAGUGACCGGAUGAAGUACCUUCUCUACGAGGUCCCAGUUAGAGUUGCAGGAGGACUGUUAUUUGAGCUUCUUGGUCAGUCAAUCGGAGAUCCAAAUCAUGAAGAGGAAGAUAUACCUAUUGUGCUUAGGUCUUGGCAAGCACAAAAUUUUCUUGUUACAACAAUGCAUGUCAAAGGCCCUUCAUCCAAUAUAAAUGUGUUAGGAGUGACUGAAGUGCAGGAGUUGCUUCUUGCUGGUGGAAGCCAAACACCUAGAUCAGUGCAUGAAGUAAUUGCACAUUUGAUCAGCCGUCUUUCACGUUGGGAUGACAGAUUAUUCCGGAAAUAUGUAUUUGGGGAAGCAGACGAAAUUGAAUUGAAAUUUGUGAAUAGGAGAAAUCGUGAAGAUCUUAAUCUUGUCAGCAUCAUACUAAAUCAGGAAAUCAGAAGGUUAGCAACUCAGGUAAUCAGGGUUAAAUGGUCACUUCAUGCAAGGGAAGAGAUAUUACUUGAGCUUCUCAGACAUUUGAGGGGUAAUGCCACAAGAGCUAUUUUAGAGAGCAUUAGAAAGUGUACAAGGGACAUGUUGGAAGAGCAGGAAGCUGUGCGCGGGCGCUUGUUCACUAUUCAGGAUGUUAUGCAGAGCACUGUUCGCGCAUGGUUACAGGAUAGAAGCCUCCGUGUUACACAUAAUUUGGCAAUUUUUGGCGGUUGUGGCAUGGUUUUAUCCAUAAUCACUGGCCUUUUUGGAAUCAACGUCGAUGGCAUACCUGGAGCGCAGAAUACUCCCUAUGCUUUUGGUUUGUUUGCGGGACUUCUCUUCUUUAUCGGGAUCGUCCUAAUCGGCGUGGGGAUGCUGUAUCUUGGGUUACAAAAGCCAGUUAACAGUGAGAAGGUGAAGGUGAGGAAGCUGGAGCUCCAGCAGCUGGUUUCGAUGUUCCAGCAUGAAGCAGAGCAGCAUGGCAAGGUCAGGGAAGGUCUUAGCCGGCAUGGCUCCCCACCGAGCUCAUCUGCGGCCUCUGAUGAAGGGUACAUUCGUAUUUCCUGA
Miscanthus lutarioriparius is the source of this 3009-nucleotide messenger RNA. The record is from the annotation of a GenBank genome assembly. Lineage: Eukaryota; Viridiplantae; Streptophyta; Magnoliopsida; Poales; Poaceae.